Ipomoea nil (Japanese morning glory) is the source of this 414-nucleotide messenger RNA. RefSeq lists its product as uncharacterized. Bases 68 to 373 code for a protein of 101 amino acids. Lineage: Eukaryota; Viridiplantae; Streptophyta; Magnoliopsida; Solanales; Convolvulaceae. The transcript is spliced from 4 exons. The record is from RefSeq and is a predicted model, not a curated record.
CACUCACACCAUUGCUUGACUGCUUUUGCCUUUGCCCUCUUCGGCUACCCAAGAGAAAUUUAUCAUCAUGGAUCAAGGACAAAACAAGGAUAUAGUUUUGGCUCUUCCAGCAAACCCCAAAGCUCAUUCGUCCAAGAAAAGGAAAAUUAAUCCUAAAACAACUGCACUGGAUCAAGGACAAAACAAAGAAAUUGUUUUGGCACUUCCAGCAAAAUCCACAGCUAAUUCAUUCACCACAAGGGGGUAUGUUGUUAAAAUGAAGGAGAAAACCCCAGAAUUGAGUACCCCAUCCGCUCCAGUAUCAACCAAUGAGGCAAAUCCUAUUGAUGAGCAGCAAACUACUCCAAUAGAGAAACCUUCAGCCGCUAUGUGAAACUGGGAGCUCUCUGCCAAUCUUCACAAUCUCUGAAGAAA